AUGCUGCAGCUGGUGCCCAGUUCCCAGGUCAGUGCGCCAGAACGGCUAGGGGCCUAUGAGUACUACGUGCAGCAAAUGCCGGGCCGGCCGCAUCCCUGCUACAUGCGCCGUGUGGCCCACGUGGCAGCACCCCGCAGCCUUUCUUUUAGCAGCACCAGCAACAGCAGGUUCAGCGGCGGCGCCCCAGGCGGCGAGGUGGUGCUGGAUGUGAAUGACCUGGCGGCGGUGCACGGCGAGUACGUGCAAGUGGGGCAGGUGAAACUGACUCGCUGUGGCCGCCACGUGGCCUUCACCCUGGAUGCGGGGGACGGGUCAGAGGCGUUCGGGGCGUUCACCCGAGACCUGCGCACCGGGGCGCUGCGCCACCUGGCCACCGUGGGCAGCGUGGUCAGCCUGGAAUGGGCUGCCGACGGGCGCACGCUGCUGUGCACACAGCCCAAUGGGCUGGGGCGGCCGUGGCGGGUGCUGGGAGCCGAUGCAGCGGCAGCAGCGGCUGGCGACGGCGCUGCCAGCUGGCCGCUGUUUGAGGAGGAGGAUGAGCGAUUCUUUGUGGAGCUGGGGCGCACCAAGGACUGGAGCUUCCUCACCAUCAACUGCAACUCCAAGGCCUCCUCGGAGGUGCAUCUGCUGCCCGCUGACCUGCGCGGCAGUGGUACAGCGGUGGCUGUUGGUCCACGCCUGGUGCAGCAGCGCACCCCCGGGCUGGAAUACUUUGUGGAGCACAGCUGCGGCCAGCUGUACAUCCUCAGCAAUGCGCGCGGGGAAACAAAUUAUGCUGUGUUUAGGGUGCCCACCUCCGUACCAGACCUGGGGCAAGUGCACUGGCAGCGGGUGGUUGGGGAGCGGGAGGCGGGGGGUGCCAUGGAGGACAUGGACAUGCUGGAGGGCUGGCUGGUGCUGUACCUGCGGCGCCAUGGCAGGCAGCAGGUGGCUGCUCUUCCCCUUGGGCAUGGCCUACCUCUGGUUGCACAGUCUAUCUCGGAGACCACAACGGCAGCAGCAGCGGCAGAGGAAGACCCGGCGGCAUCUGCGGGUGCAGCAGCGGGUGCAGCAGCAGCGACAGUGUCAGCGCUAGCGCAAGCGCCAGCCGAGGUGCUGCGGGUGGCUCCGCUCCCCGACUGGGCGCUGUCGGUGGUGGCGGGAGCCAAUGCAGACUACUACUCCAGUCACAUCCGCCUCCUGCUCUCGUCCCCGGUGCACCCAGAAGCAGCAUUUGACUGGCAUCUAGGCAGAGAGCAGCUGGCUGAAUGGCGAGGGUUGGCACCUCUGGGUGGGCAGCACCGGCAGCAGCAGCAAGAGCGGCAGCAGGAGCAGCCACCGGGGCAGCAGCACUGCGACACAGCAGCGACAAUGCCGCUCAGUCAGCAGCAGUCAUUGUCACCGCCUGGGUACAAAUGGCAGCAGCUGUGGGCCACCUCCCCAGACGGCACGCAGGUGCCUCUGACGGUGGCGCAUGCGGCGGCCCUGGCCCCCCCUGCUCCUUGUCCCUGCCUGCUAGUAGUCUAUGGCGCCUAUGGCCACUGCCUGCCCGCAGACUACCUGCCGGAGCGCAUCCCGCUGCUGCACCGCGGCUGGGUGCUGGCUCUGGCGCACGUGCGGGGCGGCGGCGAGCUGGGGCGGCGGUGGCAUGCAGCGGGGCGGGGCGGCGCCAAGGCCACCAGCGUGGACGACCUGGAAGCCUGUCUAGACCAUCUGGUGUCAGCAGGCUACACCGCUCCCGGGAUGGUGGCGCUGGAGGCGCACAGCGCAGGCGGGCUGGCGGCGGGGGCGCUGCUCAACCGGCGACCCAAUGCCCUCGGUGCCGCUCUGCUUGAAGCCCCCUUCGUGGAUGUCCUGUCGGCCAUGUGCCAGCCAGACCUGCCGCUGACUCGGCAUGAGUACGAGGAAUUUGGGGAUCCUGGAGACCCACACCAGUUCAACCAGAUCCGCGCACUGUGCCCCUACCAGACCGUGCGUCAGGCCGCCUAUCCUCCAGUGCUGCUCACCUGCUCUCAGCAGGACAUGCGGGUGCCAUACUGGGGACCCCUGAAGUUUGCGGCCCGGCUGCAGGCGGCGGCUCGGGAGGGGCAGGCCGGCAGAGUGCAGGGCGGCCCCAUCUUGCUGCUGCCAGACGGGCAGGCCGGACAUUUCGUGCACGAGCGGGACCUGUUUCAAACCAAGGCCCAGCAGUAUGCCUUCCUCGUCACCGCGAUUGAGGGCCGUCUGUAA
This is a messenger RNA of Chlorella variabilis, 2208 nucleotides long. RefSeq lists its product as hypothetical. The transcript is spliced from 6 exons. Bases 1 to 2208 code for a protein of 735 amino acids. NCBI's taxonomy places the organism in Eukaryota, Viridiplantae, Chlorophyta, Trebouxiophyceae, Chlorellales, Chlorellaceae. The record is from RefSeq and is a predicted model, not a curated record. Gene Ontology annotation, molecular function: serine-type endopeptidase activity. Gene Ontology annotation, biological process: proteolysis.